UCCCGAGAAUGAUGAACAACAACAACAAGAACAAUCAAAACAUGAACAUCAUAAAUCUUCAAGAAGUAAAAAAAAAUUUAUUAUCUGGUGAAUUAGUCCGUCAGAUAAUUGCCGUUGAAGAAAUUAAAAAUACUCUAGACUUAUCAAAUGAUCAAAUAAGUCGAAGCAAAUUGAUUGAUGACUUGAUGAAAUUUGACAUCACCAGGAUACUGUACACAGAAACUUUGGCAACUUCAUCAAAUGAUCUCAUGAUAUCAAUAUUAAAUCUUGCUCCAGAUUUGUCAGAGAGUAAAUAUUUUUUUAGCAAAGAAUUUGUCCAAGAGACAGUGGACAUGUUACUGAAAAUUGGUUUAAUGAUAAAUCAAUCAAAAAGUGGCAAAAAUGAAAAACAAUUAAGAGCAUUAAAUAGAGCACUCAACACAAUUUUAUCUGGAGCUGAAGCUUCGAGACAACAGUUACCAAAAAUAUGUGACAUAAUACGUUUGACAAAAUACAUAAAUGAAUUAAAUCUUGUUGAUCAUGGAUUUACAAUAUCAGCAACAAAAUUAACAUGUAUUGUUUUAAAUUAUGGUAACACAAUUAAGGAUAAAGCUGAAUUUACAGAAAUUGUAAAAUUAUUUGAAAAAAUAACAAAUGCAUUAAUGGAAAUAAUUGAUGUACAAAAAGAAUUACCAAAUGAUACAAUUUAUCAACGUGCUAUUGAAUUAUUAUUAAUAAUAUUUUAUAAAUCAGCAAAAAUAUGUCACAUAUCAGCAUUGUCUGUUCAUGUUUGUCGAGAUAAAAUUCUUCACAUUCUAUUGAAUAUCAUUGAGGUUCAUCCAGACAAAUUAAUUGUUGAUAAAUCAUUCAAAGAAAUUAAAGAAUUACUUCAGCUUGAAUCGAGAAAAGAAAAAACACGUGAAAUUAUUUGGCACAAGUUGUCAAAUGUCCUGAUGAGUUAUACAAAAGAAAAUGAAAAUAAUAUUAAAACAUAUUUAAAGCUAGUCAAUGAUUUACCAUAUAAAAAAUUUUCAAAAGAAUUAUUAUUUCGUUUUGUUGGAAUAUUUGUGGAUAAUAAAAAAACAAUUCAACAACUUUUUCAUCAAGCUAAUUUAUUGGAUAAUGAUGAUAAAUUAUCAAACGUUUGUUUUGAAUGUCUCAAACAAAUAUUUCUCAAUCAAAUUGUUUUUGAUGAAGAGUGCAAUGAUCCAGUUAUUUUUCCAUUGAUGGAUAUAUUUUAUUCACUUCGUAAUAAUUCAACAGCAAAUUCUGCAAUGCCAUCGUAUUGCUGGACAAAUAUUUUCAAUUGUUUAUCAGAAAUAUUGGAAUUUUUAAAACGCAAGGAAUACAUAAAUACACUAAAAUCAUGUCUUGAUUAUUCAGGAAAUUACAAUUUAAAAAGUAUGACUGGAUAA
This is a messenger RNA of Aphidius gifuensis, 1394 nucleotides long. RefSeq lists its product as uncharacterized. Lineage: Eukaryota; Metazoa; Arthropoda; Insecta; Hymenoptera; Braconidae. The transcript has 10 exons. The coding region runs from base 9 to 1394 and encodes 461 amino acids. The record is from RefSeq and is a predicted model, not a curated record.